CACGUAAGUGUAGCCUGGCCUUUCCCGGUACUAUAAUCUGGUUCCCUGCUGAUAUCUAUAGUCUGGUGGUAAGAUCACUCCUACUACAAGAACCUGGCAAUGGCCUCCAUGCUCAUGGUGCAUAUGAAUCCAGGUCAAGGGGAAACAAGUUAUGCUCGCAACUCCUCUCUUCAGAAUGCAGAGCAGAAGAGGCUGAAGCCUCUGAUAGAAGCGGCUAUCGUUGAUUUCUGCACCAGCACCGGCACCUUGUUACUGACAAAGAUGGUGGUUGCCGACCUGGGGUGCUCCUCUGGUCCAAACGCUAUAGCUCUAGUGUCGGUCGCCGUCGAGACAAUCCACAAUCACUGCCUUCGGUUCUUACAGCCACCUCCGGAAGUGUGUGUGCUCCUCAACGACCUGCCUGGCAGCGACUUCAACACGGUGGUGAAGAGCCUGGACACGCUCCGUCAUAGCAACUGCGAGCCUAUUGUAAUCACUGGUGUUUUACCGGGGUCAUUUUACGAGAGGCUCUUCACAAGUGGCUCCUUGCAUUUUGUCUUCUCGUCAAACAGCCUGCAUUGGAUCUCAAAGGCCCCAGAAGAUCUAACAAGGAACCAGAUCACGGCGUAUGACAUUGAUGAGCAUAUCAGGCUUCAAAGGCGCCCUAUGGUCAUUGAAGCUUAUGCACAACAGUUCAGGAAAGAUUUCACACGUUUCCUGGAGCUGAGAGCCAAAGAACUGAUCCCAGGAGGCCGGAUGGUUGUUUCCCUUGCCGGGAGAGAUUCUGAUGUGAUCACCCCCAAAUUCUCUCACCUGUGGGAGUUCAUAGCUCAGAAUCUAAGCAUCAUGGUCUUAGAGGGUGUGAUUGACAAAGCAAAGUUUGACUCUUUCUACCUGCCUGUGUAUGAACCUUCCGAUAAAGAGCUGAGGGAGAUCAUCCAAGAUGAGGGCUCUUUCUCAAUCACGGAGAUGCAGGUGAACGAACCUCCAAGCGGUCCGGACAGCGCACUCGUGGUCCCAAGCAGGUUUGUGAAUGUGAUCAGAGCCGUAUUUGAGCCAAUAAUAGUCCUGCAUUUUGGACAAGUCAUGGAUGAAUUCGUGCGGACUUUGGAGCGACGCUGGAGCUUGGAGGGUAGCUUGCAAGACGAACAUGCCAGAAACCCGCGAACUACGGUAGCCGUAUCCCUCAGGAAAGCAUGACCAGUAGGUUGGGCAGGUCGGUUCAAGGGAGGCUUCCUAGCUAAUCCGGAUCUUCAACCAGGUGUAUGUGCCAUCGUCUUCAGCUAACGUUCGGGCAGUUUUGAUGGGCCAUCGUCUCCCUAAGUUCUACAAGUCUGGGCGCAUCCAUGGGCGUUCUACUUCUAAAUGUCAUCUCCUUACUGUAAUAAGCUUGGCAGUGUAUGUAUGGUUUUCUACUACUUUUAUCACCAUCUUGGUUCUGCGUC
Molecule: messenger RNA, 1424 nt
Organism: Aegilops tauschii subsp. strangulata
Lineage: Eukaryota; Viridiplantae; Streptophyta; Magnoliopsida; Poales; Poaceae
Product: probable jasmonic acid carboxyl methyltransferase 2
Molecular function (GO): methyltransferase activity
Source: RefSeq, a predicted model, not a curated record